Messenger RNA from Coregonus clupeaformis (lake whitefish), 1063 nucleotides. RefSeq names its product fibrillin-1-like. The record is from RefSeq and is a predicted model, not a curated record. The annotation marks the transcript as partial. Lineage: Eukaryota; Metazoa; Chordata; Actinopteri; Salmoniformes; Salmonidae. The transcript is spliced from 6 exons. Gene Ontology annotation, molecular function: calcium ion binding.
AUAUGGAUGAGUGUGUGCAGGCUCCUAAGCCGUGUAACUUCAUCUGUAAGGACACAGAGGGAAGCUACCUCUGUUCCUGUCCCCGAGGAUACAUACUACAGGAGGACGGCAAGAGCUGUCGAGAUCUGGAUGAGUGUCAGAGCAAACAGCACAACUGUCAGUUCCUGUGUGUGAACACCAUUGGAGGAUUCACCUGCAAAUGUCCUCCAGGCUUCACCCAGCACCAUACUGCCUGCAUAGAUAUGGAUGAGUGUGAUGGUAACCAUCGUUGUCAACAUGGCUGUCAGAACCUGGUGGGAGGGGGGUGUAGUGACAUCAACGAGUGCUCCUCGUCCUCUAAUCCAUGUAACUACGGCUGUUCCAACACAGACGGAGGGUAUCUCUGUGGCUGUCCGCCUGGAUACUAUCGCGCUGGACAGGGGCACUGUGUGUCAGGUGUGGGCUUUGGUAGCGGUGUGAGUCUGGGCCAGGGAGGAGGAGGAGGAGGAGGAGGAGGAGGAGGAGGAGGAGGAGCAGAGGGGGGUGACAACGAUCUGUCUCCUGAGGCCUGCUACGAGUGUAAGAUCAACGGUUACCCCAAGAAGGGGCGUAAACGCCGCGACACCAACUCAACGCUAGAGCAACCUCUGGACGAUGCACAGGAUCAGGAGACAGUGAGCCUGGAGAGUGUGGACAUCGAGGACACCCUGCUGUUUAACCUGAACAUGUCUGACCUGUCCAGCCGAGACCACAUCCUGGAGUUCACCCCGGCCCUGUCCACGCUCAACAACCACGUGCGCUACUCCAUUGACUACGGCAACGAGCUGGGCUACUUCAAGAUCAGCCAGAGGGAGGGGCUUAGCUACCUGCACAUGUCCAAGAGGAAGUCCCUCCCCCCUGGAGCCUACUUCCUGCAGAUCAGCAGCGUGGCCGUGUACAGGAAGAAGGAGCUGGCAGCGCUGGAGGACAGCAACGAUAAAGACUACCUCACAGGCCAGCUGGGAGACACACUCACCAUGAGGGUGCAGAUAGUCCUGCAUUAACCUGCACUACAGGACUGACUGGGGUGGCUGGGCUGGGCUGG